Messenger RNA from Rubroshorea leprosula, 1139 nucleotides. The record is from the annotation of a GenBank genome assembly. NCBI's taxonomy places the organism in Eukaryota, Viridiplantae, Streptophyta, Magnoliopsida, Malvales, Dipterocarpaceae.
AGUAGGCCUGGGUUCCUUUCGAACCCACCCAGGCGCUGGGUUCACCUGGGUUCGACGAACCCAGGCGAUCUGGGUUCGGCCAGGGUUCGACGGACCCAGAUCGCCUGGGUUCCACGGACCUAGAUCGCUUGGGUUCGGUUCCUUGCGAACCCAGCGUCUGGGUUCGCAAGGAACCCAAGUGUGCUGGGUUCUUCGAUCUGCUGGGUUCUCGGUUUGCUAGACUUAGCUGAGAGAUGUGAAUUAUGUGAGUAAAUGAGAUUUCAUGGAAGCAAAAUGGCAUUCACUGAUGAAUUUUGUUAGUUUUUGUCACUCUGGUCUGUGAAACGUGAGGCAUUGAUACAGAGAGUGACUUCUAAUACAUCAACUUCUCAUUCCUUCUAUAACAAGCUAUAAAUUGAGAAUUGAGGAUUUAGUACAACUGAGUUGCAAAGUUUUUCUUGUGGCCUUGCGCUGGCAUAGCAUGCUCCAGUAAAGUAUAAGCAGCAUUUCCUACUUCAUUAGAAAAAUGGAUAUUAAAGAGGCAGAGAGGGUAGUCAUAGCCAAACCAAUAGCUUCAAGGCCUACUUGUUCCAGUUUUAGGUCUUUCUUAGAGCUCCUUGCAGGUGCCAUUAAUGCCUCACCCACUAAUUCUUGUUCUGAAACUGCAGUUGCUGCAAUUAGACCAAAGACUGUGUGGUUCAAGCCAGGGGUUAGUCGUGCCCCAACAAUGAUGGUUUCUUCUCAGGCAGAGCUUCCCAGAACAGCAGCCUGUAAUUCAACUGAUAAGGUUUCAGAAUCAGAUAGCAAACCGACUUUGGUUUAUAAACCACAGGCAAAGCUUGUCUCAAAGACUACUGUUUCUCUCUUGGCAAACAUGGGAAACUUCAAUACUAGUCAUCAACAAGCACUAUUAGCAGUUGAGGCAAGAGCUCAACAACUGAACCAAGAAAAGCAAAAUUUCCAAUCCCAAUUCAUCUCAAAUAUUCAGCAGAGUACUACAUCACAGGCAGAUACAGAGCAAACAAGUGAACCCUCAAAGAUGACAUCUUAGAACAUGGAUGAGGAUCCCAAAGGUAUUCCUGCUAGAACUGAUAGACCCUCUUAUGAUGGCUAUAAUUGGAGGAAAUAUGGGCAGAAACAAGUAAAAGGAUUUAUGCUUU